AUGGAGCCCGACGGGCACAGCAACAGAACGAUCCUCCGGAGGGAGCUCUGUAAGGCCGGGACGGCGGCAGCGGCACCCGAGGGGCGGGGCGGGGGGACCGGCACAGGCCCCGAUCUCAUCGUGCAGGCCAAGUCCGGGACGGGCAAGACCUGCGUGUUCUCCACCAUCGCGCUGGACGCGGUGCUGCUGGAGAGCCCGGUCACGCAGAUCCUGGUCCUGGCCCCCACGCGGGAGAUCGCGGUGCAGAUCCACGCGGUGAUCACAACCAUCGGGGUGGAGCUGGAGGGCCUGGAGUGCCACGUGUUCAUCGGAGGGACCCCCCUGAGCCAGGACCGGGCCCGGCUCAGGAGGUGCCACAUAGCGGUGGGCUCCCCAGGUCGGAUCAAGCAGCUGAUAGAGCUGGACUACUUGAACACAGCCAGUAUCAGGCUCUUCAUUCUGGAUGAAGCAGACAAGCUUCUAGAAGAAGGCAGCUUUCAGGAACAAAUCAACUGGAUUUACUCCUCCCUGCCAGCCAACAAACAGAUGCUGGCUGUUUCAGCCACCUACCCUGAGUCACUGGCUGGUGCUCUGACCAGGUACAUGAGGGAGCCAACGUUUGUGAGACUGAACCCCACUGACCCAGGCCUCCUUGGGCUGAAGCAGUAUUACAAAAUUGUGAAUUCCCAUCCUCUUCCACACAAAACAUUUGAGGAAAAAACCCAGCACCUGCAAGAGCUGUUCAGCAAGGUUCCCUUUAACCAGGCCUUGGUCUUCUCCAACCUGCACAGCAGGGCUCAACAUCUUGCUGAGAUCCUGACCUCCAGGGGCUUCCCUGCUGAGUGCAUUUCAGGCAGCAUGAACCAAAACCAAAGGCUGGAUGCCAUGGCCAAGCUGAAGCAGUUCCACUGCAGGGUCCUGAUCUCCACAGACCUGACAUCCCGUGGGAUCGACGCAGACAAAGUGAACCUGGUUGUCAACCUGGAUGUCCCUGCAGACUGGGAGACCUACAUGCACCGCGUGGGCCGAGCUGGGCGCUUUGGGACCUUGGGCCUGUCCGUGACCUACUGCUGCCGUGGAGAGGAGGAGAACACCAUGAGGAACAUUGCUCAGAGGUGUAACCUUCAGCUGCUCCCUCUGCCAGAUCCCAUUCCUCGUGGCAUGAUGGUUCAGUUUGAGGACGGAGAGGUGGAAGUCAAACCUGUUGUACCCACAGAUACUUCAGUCCAUUCUGACCCUGUGUGUGUUAGACCAGAGGAACCAGCACUGCAGCCUGCCCAGAGGAAUCUUUCAGAGGCACCUGAGCCUCUUCCUAGCCCCCCAGCUGACGAUUUUUCUGUGGAAAGGCCAAAAAAGCCUCUGAAGGUGAAGCAGGUAAAGAAGUGCACAAAUUCUGCAAAUACUGAGAAAGGCAGAAACCCUCAGAUGUCCCAUUGCCCCCCAGGACAGAGGAGUCAAGUCAAAACUGUCUCCAGAACAAGUGGACAAUGUGACACUCAGUCUCCAGAGGAGGAGGCCUUAAGAAAAAAUCUUCCCAGAAUUCCAUGCUUGUCUUCUUUCAAAAACCACCAGAACAAUCCCUGGAGCUUCUCAGAGUUGGUGGAAGACUAUGAGUAUUUCAUCACAGAAGGCUUGGAGAGGGAGGUUGAGGUUGUCAGAAGCUGCUCAGGGCCAGGGGAGCAGGGCAGAAGUGAGGCUGUGGGGUGGGAGGAGGAGGGACAUGACACAGGGAGGGUGGCAAAUGGUGUCAUGUCUGGUGACAGUGAUGGGUCCUACAGCUCCAGGGCUUCCUCCAAGAGCAGGGAAAAUAACUCCUGCUUGGAAGCAUUUUCAGACACAGAGGAGAAGGAUGCUGUUCCUCCAGAGGGCCAGGGCCAUGCAGGCUUCUGUCCUGCACCAGAGCAGCCCCAGGAGCUCCCACCAAUCCCAAAGCAAAAUCAAGUGAAAAAGAAGGUUCUGAAACAAAACUCCAAGCAAAAGAAAAGGCAUAACCAGCAGUUUCCUGAUGCUGCCACAGGACACCCUGCAGCUGGAUGCUCCUGCAGCUCUGGGGAUGCUGCUGCUUCCUGUGAGGCCUGGAGUUACAAGAACUACUGGCAGUGGUACUACCAAGCAUGGCAGGACUACUGCACUGCAGUGUCUCACUACAGGAGCAGCUACAGGCAGCUCAGCUGGCUGAACACCUACCAUGCCAACUCUGUUUACCUGCAGGAGCUGCUGAAAGGUGGGGACUGA
This is a messenger RNA of Chaetura pelagica (chimney swift), 2214 nucleotides long. RefSeq names its product DEAD (Asp-Glu-Ala-Asp) box polypeptide 20 (gene DDX20). Gene Ontology annotation, cellular component: SMN complex. The record is from RefSeq and is a predicted model, not a curated record. Bases 1 to 2214 code for a protein of 737 amino acids. Gene Ontology annotation, biological process: spliceosomal snRNP assembly. The transcript is spliced from 12 exons. Gene Ontology annotation, molecular function: RNA helicase activity; RNA binding; ATP binding. NCBI's taxonomy places the organism in Eukaryota, Metazoa, Chordata, Aves, Apodiformes, Apodidae.